Molecule: messenger RNA, 2831 nt
Organism: Lactuca saligna
Lineage: Eukaryota; Viridiplantae; Streptophyta; Magnoliopsida; Asterales; Asteraceae
Source: the annotation of a GenBank genome assembly
AUGGGAAUGGCUUAUCAUCUCACAUUUGAUCCCCUUAAAGGCUGUUCUUUACUGGAUGUACAGAUGACGAAGUCAAAGUGGAGAUCGCAUGAGCGAAUGCACUGCGCAUGCUGUAAAACUUCGAUUGUUGACUUGCAUAGAAGCUGCCCUUCUUGUCAUUAUGACCUCUGCCUUCAAUGUUGCUGGGAAUUGCGAGAUGACAACCUUCAAGGAAACAAGGAAGAAGUUAUUUUUGAAUUUAAUGAUCCUGGUCCUGAUUACAUACAUGCUCAUGGUGAGCCUAAGGGAAACAUGGAAACAAGGAAUGUGGUCAGUUAUCUUGAGAAGGCUGCACCAAGGAAAAAGCAAACUCAUGACUGGAAGUCUUUGGAUGAUGGUAGAAUUCCUUGCCCUCCAGAAAGCAUGGGUGGUUGUGGUGGUGGAAUUCUAGAGUUGAUGCACAUAAAGCCACUUGACAUUGUUUCAAACUUGUUGGUGAAAGCAGGAGAGCUCUUAAAGAUGCACAAACCGGAGGAAGAUAUGAGGGAUAUAUCUGAGAAAUGGUGCGCGUUUGGUUAUCAGCAGUUACGAAAAGCUGCUUCUCGUGAAGAUUCUAGAGAUAAUUACUUGUAUUGUCCACGUGCUAUAGACAUUAAACCUGGAGAUUUAAAGCAUUUUCAAUGGCAUUGGUCAAAAGGGGAGCCAGUAAUAGUCAGCAAUGUUCUAGAAACUACACUUGGUUUGAGCUGGGAACCCAUGGUCAUGUUGCGUGCUUUUCACCAGAUGAAAAAUGCCAAACAUGAUAAGCUCUUGGAUGUGGUUGCUCUUAAUUGUUUGGAUUGGUCUGAGGUUGAUGUUAAGGUUCAAAAGUUUUUUACUUGGUAUACAGAAGGUCGAUACUACAAAGAAGGGUGGCCACAUAUCCUAAAGUUGAAAGAUUGGCCUCCAUCAAGUCUAUUUGAAGAACGGUUACCACUGAAGUUGCCUCCAAAAUCUUGUAAGCCAGACAUGGGUCCUAAAACAUAUAUAGCUUAUGGUGUUUCUCGAGAAUUGGGACGUGGUGACUCUGUAACUAAACUUCAUUGUCACAAGUCUGAUGUGGUGAAUGUGCUGACUCAUACUGCAACUGUGACCCUCGACUCUGAACAUUGUAAAAAGAUAAAUGUAUUGAAAAAGCUGCACAAGGUUCAGGAUCAGAAGGAACUUUAUGCUGAUAACACGAAAGAUGCUGCUUCCGAGCAAGGGACACCAGCUAUUGGUGAUGAGUCAGAUGAAUGCACAUUAGAGGAGGAAAGUUAUGAAGGAAUUGAUAAAAAGGUUAAGAGGAAGAGAAAGGAUUCAAUGAAAAGAGUUGAGGGACCAGAUGGAAAUAAACGAAAUAAAAUGAAAAAAGUCGAGGGACGAAAUGGAAAUAAACAAAAUACAAGGAAUGGCAGGAAAAAAGUGAUCUCUUCUGAUAGUGAAGAAGAUGAUCUGAAAGAGGGAGGUGCUUUGUGGGACAUAUUUAGGCGGGAAGAUACUCCUAAACUCCAGGAAUAUCUCAAAAAACACUUCAAAGAGUUCAGACAUUCCUUUUGUCUUCCACCACAGCAGGUUAUCCACCCAAUUCAUGAUCAAACAUUUUACUUAACCAUGGACCAUAAAAGGAAACUCAAAGAAGAGUUUGGAAUUGAAGCAUGGAGUUUUGUCCAAAAGCUUGGAGAUGCUGUCUUUAUACCUGCUGGUUGCGUUCAUCAAGUUAGAAAUUUAAAGUCAUGCAUAAAAGUUGCAUUGGAAUUUGUUUCUCCUGAAAACAUUGGUGAAUGCAUCCGGUUGACAGAAGAUUUUCGCCUUCUUCCCCAAAAUCAUAUGGCAAAAGAAGACAAAUUGGAGGUGAAGAAAAUGGCACUUUAUGCAGUGGAGACAGCUGUAAUGGACUUGGAAAAACUCGUCCCCAAGAAAUCUCAGCACCCUAAAGACUCCCAAGAUUAUCAAAACCCUGAAUGUGAUGAAAAUUCUCAGUUUGUAACGAAUCUUGAUCAAGUUCCAAUCACUGAAAAUCUCCAAACCUCGCAAAAUACUGAAAAUGAUGCUAAACGAAAAGAGGGAUUACACAAAGAUUGUGAAAAUGUUCGAAUCAUGCAAAAUACUGAAAGCGAAGCUGGAGGCGAAGUGGGAUUACAUAUAGAUUCUGAAAGUAUCCAAACCUUGCAAAAUAAUGAAGACCAUGCUAGAGGUAGAGUGGGAUUACAGAAGGAUCGUGUGACAACACCUUCUUGUUCAGAACAUGGAGUGGGUGAUGAAGAAAGCGGUGGCAACACGGAAAGAUCAAGGAGUAGUGAAAAGGGGGAUCAUUCUGUACACUCCACCUUGGAAGUGCCAAAGAGUGGUGGUUUAACAAGUCACCCUUCUACAAGUAGAGAUGCAUCUAAAAUGGAAGGAAAAUGUAUGGCGUCAAAAUCGUCUUUGUCUCCUAAUGAAAUUGUUGUAGAACUUCGUGCAAUGAGAGUUACUAGAGACAAUGAAGUUGAAGUCAUGAGAAAACGACUCGACUUGGAGCAAAAAAAGGAGGAAAGGAAGACCAUGAAGAUGCAUCACAUGCACCUUAAUACACUUUUGGCCAAAGAGCAUUUGUCGCCCAAAGAUGAAGACAUGAAAUGCCAUCUCUUGGCAAUGUUGUAUGGAAAGUCAUUGGAAUCUAUUUUCUAUAAAUGAGGAUCUUAUCUACCUGGAAUGUUGUAUUUUGUGCGAAUGUUUGUAACUUGUUUGUUUCUUUUCAAUUUCGUAUCGAGGUAGUAGUCUUUAUUGUACUGUUGUUUAUUCUAAUGUAUGAAACUCUUAUCUAAUUAUUAAUAUGGUUUUAGAAUGUGAAG